AUGCUGAAAAGCAAUUCAAUACCGAUGCUUCUUGUUGGUCUACAUUCUGUGACUUGUGACUCAAGUUACCCAGAACACCUCGCAAACUCGGUAAGCAAUACCGAUACCACUUUGCGCGCUCGGUUGAGGAAAUCGAGAUUGCUUUCCCCUCCACAACAUCUAUUUACAUAUUUUCUCUUUUCACACGGGGCCUUUUGGAUUGCCUCCUCGGGUUUUGGCCCAAAGGCCAUAACCCUGCGGGCACAAUUUAUUUCCAUAAAUUUACGUCCUCACGUUUUCGCCGCUACCUGCACUUCCAAACAUUUACCGUCACUCAUAUGCACUUGCCUUAAAAAUUGCGGACCUUUAGACUGCUUUACUAAAAGUACAGAACUACAUUUUUCUCAGUAUGGACAAGCAGGAAGUCACUUUGCUUGUCUUGUUAGACCUCUCUGCCGCGUUCCACAGUGUAGACCACUCUAUCUUGGCUAAUCUACUCGAAAGCGACUUUGGCAUUAGUGACUGCGCUCUCUCUUGGAUUAAAUCGUUCAUGCACGGGAGGAAGCAACUUGUAACCAUCGAACAGGAACAAUCACGAGGAAGCUGCUUAGGAGCUUCAUUAUUCAUAAUGUACACUUCUAGGUUGUUUCACGUGAUAGAAAAGCACCUACCGUCGGUGAAAGUCUUCACAGACUACACGCAGCUCUAUCUUUCGUUUCGUCCUACGUCUUCAGUCUCUCAAGAACAAGCCAUUUGAGCUAUGGAGGAAUGCAUUGUUGAUGUCCGUGCCCCAUGGGAUGUGUCAUAACAUGCUGAAGCUUAACGACAGCAAAACGGAACUUCUGAUCAUCGUUUCACGUCAGGAACUCGUCAAAAUAAAUGUUAACUCUGUACAAGUUGGCACUUUCGAGAUUGUAUUAGCCUCGUCUGUUCGCAGUCUCGGGGCGUGGUUUGAUAAGAAUACGUGAGUGCAUGCGCACACUGGGAAGGUCUGUAGUAAGGCCUUCUUCGGACUUAACAAGAUCAGGCAAAUAAGGAAAUUUAUAUUGGAUGAUGCCACCAAAACACUGGUUCAUGCAUUCGUCACGUCUCACGUCGACUAUUGCAACUCCCUGCUUUAUGGACUGUCACAGUACCAACUUAACCGUUUACAGCGUGCCCUUAAUGCCGUAGCGCGCGUCACCUGCCAUCUCUCAAAGUAUUCUCAUAUCACCCCUGCGUUGCUCCAACUCCACUGGCUUCUUGUUGCCUCGCGGAUCAGAUUUAAGAUCGUGCUGUUGGUUUACAAAGCGCUUAAAGGCUCCUCUCCAUCUUACACAACUGAGCUGCGACACAUCAAGCCUCCGAGUCGCCACGCAUUGCGUAACGACGAUCAACACCUCCUCUUGGUCCAACGAACUAAAUGGAAAAGUCUGCCACUAGCAAUUCGUAAUUCAGCAAACGUAGAUUCCUUUUCAAAGUGAAUUUGAAAACUUAUUUUAUUUAGGCAAGCAUAUGAACAUUUUUAAUAGUUUUUGAAUUUUUAGUUCUGAUCUAUACAAACAAGCCAGGUUAUUCUACUUUUAUUUAAAUUAUAUGAUAUUUUUAAAGCGCAUUAGAAUAUUGUUAUAACUUAUAGCGCUAUAUAAGUUCAUUAAUUAAGUUAAGUUGAGUUAAGUUAUGUCGGAAGACGACUACGAGUAAGAAAUUUUCGUUCUGAGCACGCGCAAAUUGUUUAAAUGUGCAAAAAAAAUUGUCCCUUAGUCUUAGAUUACGAUUACAGUUUUGCUACAAAAAGCUGUAACCUUAUUAAUUAUUGAUUACCCUCUCAUAUGCCUGUGUCUUGUUGUUUGGCUACAGUACUCAUGUGCCCGUCUCUCAGUGUUUACAUGUGUCUCAGUGUUUUUAAACACUUAUCAUCUUUUAGGUUUGAGUCCUUUUUGCUAUAUCUGGGUUGCACUGUUACUAUCAGCUAAAUUCACGAUUCAUUUACUGCUCACGUGCCUGACAUGCGCUGUUGUUUUGUCCGCAGAAUGCCCUUGUUUUUGUCUGUUACAAAUUUAAAUGCUUCGGCGACGCCAUAAUUUCGAAAGAAAAUUGUCUUUUAUAUGCAAGAAUUGUGCAGAAUUGUAUUGUGCAGCCAACUUACCGUAAAUCCUCCUAUUAAACCCCCCCUUGAGAGGGGGCUUAUUUAAUUUCGCGAAACGCAUUACCGGACUUGAAUUACGGUUCCCUUCUUCGUGUUUUGGACCAGAGCAAUCACUGUCUAUGGAGAUUUGGAUGAUACAAGGUAUUUGCAACAUUUUUAUUCAAUUGCGGGAACCAAACCCGAACUUCCAGCACGUGAAUAAACCAUUUAAGCAAUAGAGGACGUCUUCCGUGUUUCUCCCAACUUCCCCGAGUGUUUAAAUGAGGCUAUGGAAACACGGAAAAAAGUCCUCUUUUGCUUUUAUAAAAUAUUUCUCAAAGAUAAUUCGACAAAUGAAGGAAGCAAAUGAACGAAAAUUCUUGAUUUAAACCGAUUUUCUUGAUACACACUCAUAUUUCCUACCAGCCAAUCAAAACGCGCGUCUGACGGCUUAUAACCAAUCAAAAUUAGUUUGAUGUCACAGCCGUGUUUCCAUACUCUUAUCUUAACACGGCUAUUGACCAAUGAGAGUGCACGUACUAUCCUAAUUAGUUUAUAAACCGGAUCAGUCCACAUGAAGUGUUGCUGUCGUGAUUAAUAGGCAUGCCUGCUAAGUACAUGAAUUUAUUUUUCCAGAAACAAAAAGAUGCAGCUUAAAAUAUACUACCACGCCGAUUUUCGUAAGUUUAUCGUUUUAAACUGGUGUUUUUACAGUUGAAAGAAAGUAUAAGGAUUUGUGUGGGAAAAGGGCGCUUUGCCCUCCACUCACGCUUCAAUGAUGUUCAUACAAAUCCCUGUAUUUUCCCAAGUUUUCAGAUCGCUUUUAAUUUUUUCUUCGCUGAUUGACAGUCUGAAAAUUUCCACCCUUGCACAUUUAUUCUCGCUUAUUUGACCUUUGGUAAGAGUAGGAAUCUUAACUCUGUUUUUGGCGCUUAAUUAUGGAAAAUUCCAGUGGAGGACGAAAGCUUUUCGUUCGUAAAGUAAAGUAUGGAAAUUUCGAGUGUGGGUUAAAUGAUUAUAAGAUCUCUACCUUAGGUGGUAUUUCUCUGAAAAUGUGUGUUCUGGCUAAGUCAAACACAGUCUUUCCAUUCCUGGAAUUUAUAAAGCCCGAGUCACGUCACUAAUUGUUGCAAAAGGCCUAUUAAUGCAGUCUAUUAUUUAUUGAUUUGGUUAUGACGGACAAGGUUGGAGGGAAGGGGCGGGCUUAAAACUUUCUUCUUCUGAAAAGGAGGGGCUCAUUAUCUAAAUGCGAUGAACUUUCUAACUUUCAUUUAAAGCAAAUCAAAUAUUGGUUGUUCCAUGAGUGGGAAAACCCAAAGUAGUGGGGAAAAUUUGUCAGAGCAGACAAGAAAAGCAAGCUCAACCCGCGGCCGAAUUUGACGUUGUGCGCGCCCCUCCGACACCCCCACCCCAGAUGCUGGGACUCAUGGUUUGGUAUAGGGCAUAUGUUUCAACAACUUGCCAACCCAUCUCCCCUUGUGAUUAUGAUGACAACGAGGGUGACAACAGAAGCGACGAUGAAGGUAGAAUACAAGCAGUUCCUCUUUUGCCGCUUAGUCGAGCUCAAGGAGAAAGAUGA
This is a messenger RNA of Porites lobata, 3665 nucleotides long. NCBI's taxonomy places the organism in Eukaryota, Metazoa, Cnidaria, Anthozoa, Scleractinia, Poritidae. The record is from the annotation of a GenBank genome assembly.